UCAUUAGAUUCGAAUCGGAUACGUCUAGCUAAAGUAUAUUGAACCAUCCCAGCCUGGGUUGGUCACCUCAGACUCCCAUGUUGCUACUCCGAUACAUGCGCUGCUUUUAACAUCCUUUUCCCUUUUUUCUCUUUCCUUUCCCAUUGUUUCUAACUUUUCACCAUUUUUUUUUGUUGACAAAACCAAGAAAAUGGGUACAACCUAAUUUGCUGUUUAUGAAGGGAAAAAAAGGUUGAUUCUUUACAAUGCAGAAGGGAUAAAGGCGAUUCAGUUUUGCUGAUUUAUCAAAAGGGGGAUUUGGAAAAUAUGGUUAAGCAGGUUUAGGCAUUGCUUCUGUAUAAAGUUAUCGAUAAAUACUUAUUUUUUGAAUAUAAAUGUCUGAUUUGGUUGCUCGGACGGGUCGGCAUCAACAGCGAUAUGAAGAAGGCUAUCGACUAAUUGCUGGGUGUAUACCAUUCAGGUUCAGAGAUAUGGAAGAACAUGGUGGUGACACAUCUGAAAAGAUAGUUGAAGUACUGAUGAUAAACUCUACGAGCGGGCCUGGUCUUCUGUUUCCGAAGGGAGGGUGGGAAAAUGAUGAAACGGUUAAAGAGGCAGCUGUUCGUGAAGCCAUAGAGGAGGCUGGAGUUCGUGGGGAUUUAGUGCAUUUCUUGGGAUACUACCCCUUUAAAAGCAAAACACUUCAAGACGAGUUCAGUCCAGAAGGUCUGUGUAGAGCUGCCAUGUUCGCUUUGUUUGUGAAGGAAGAGCUUGACUGUUGGCCAGAACAGAGCCGCCGGAAAAGAAGUUGGCUGACAAUUCCUGAGGCGAUUGAAUGUUGCCGGCACCCAUGGAUGAGAAAGGCCCUUGAAGAAGGAUUUUUGAAGUGGCAUGAGGGUGGUAUGGUAAGCACAAUUAACAACGACGAUGACUAGUUUUUCUCUUAAGUCCUCCCUUACCAAAGACUGAAGUUUAUUAGAACUUUUACGGGUAGAAACAACUGUGAAGUUGGAUCUUAUGUCAACUAUAAAUCUGCAGAAAAGUAAUGUCGUUUUACAAAUUGGAGCAUGACAUGGUCAUCAUGUUUUGAUGAUUUAUUAUCUGGUUCUUUGCUUUCCAAGAGACUGAAGGAAAAUCAGCAAGAAAAGAAACAAGAAAAAUUAUC
Messenger RNA from Solanum dulcamara, 1144 nucleotides. RefSeq names its product nudix hydrolase 16, mitochondrial-like. Gene Ontology annotation, molecular function: pyrophosphatase activity. Bases 375 to 914 code for a protein of 179 amino acids. Lineage: Eukaryota; Viridiplantae; Streptophyta; Magnoliopsida; Solanales; Solanaceae. Gene Ontology annotation, cellular component: nucleus; cytoplasm. The record is from RefSeq and is a predicted model, not a curated record. The transcript is spliced from 4 exons.